CCCCCACUCAAUCAGAAUCAAAAUAUUAAUCUCACCACGGUCACCCCAUCCACGGCCAACCCACCACGAACCCACAUCGCCGCCGCCCGCCAAUUCUGUUCUCGCGCUCCAACCCUUCCGAUCCUCAAGUUUGGACCACCAACUCCAACCCCAAAACCCCCCAAUUUUACAUUCCAACACUGUUCAAUCAAAACCCUAAUUCCAAAUACAAUCCAACCCCUUUAACAAUUUCCCUCCCUGAGAAACCCCAGAACAUCAAAAUCGAUCCUUUUCGCGCCACCGGCCAGUAAUUGUUAAUGGACAGAAUCGGGGUCCGCAAUGAAGCUUUAAAACACAGCUCGUCCCCAGCGCCGCUGGCUCCGCCGGUUACGUGCUCGACGUCGUGCACGGAGACCGUAAAUGGGUGCCACGAGUUUAAGAUCAGUGGGUACUCCCUUGCCAAGGGUAUGGGAAUCGGUAAGUACGUCGCCUCCGAUUCGUUUGUGGUGGGUGGGUACACGUGGGCUAUAUAUUUCUACCCGGAUGGCAAGAGCGUUGAGGACCACGCCGGGUAUGUGUCGGUGUUCAUAGCUCUGGCCAGCGAGGGCACCGACGUCAGGGCGUUGUUCGAAUUGACGCUUUUGGAUCAGAGCGAGAGGCAACGGCACAAGGUGCAUAGCCAUUUUCUGAGGAUGCUCGAUGGCGGUCCUUAUACGCUUAAAUACCGUGGAAGCAUGUGGGGUUAUAAACGCUUCUACAAAAGAAGUCUUUUAGAGGGAUCGGACUACCUUAAAGAUGAUUGCCUUAUAAUAAAAUGUCGUGUUGGUGUUGUUAAGACGAAUACAGAAGGACCUAAAACAUACAAUAUAGCAGAACCACCUUCCAAUAUCGGCCAGCAUUUUGGUAAGCUUUUAGAAAGUGGGAAGUUGACUGAUGUAAGUUUCAAAGUUGACGAAGAAGUAUUUGCUGCCCACAAAGUGGUGCUCGCAGCACGCUCGCCUGUGUUCAAGGCACAACUUUUUGGUCCAUUAAAAGAUAAAAACACUGAUUUCAUAAUAGUUGAAGACAUUGAAGCUCCCGCAUUUAAGGUAUUACUUCACUUCAUCUACUGGGAUUCUCUACCAGACUUGCAAGAGCUUGUGGGGCUGCUAAAUUCAAGCUGGGCGUCUACAGUAAUGGCCCAACAUCUUCUGGCAGCGGCUGAUCGCUAUGCCCUCGAGAGGCUCAAACUGAUGUGUGAGGCUAAACUUUGCGAAAAUGUUGCCAUAAAUAAUGUUGCAACAACGUUAGCCUUGGCAGAGCAACACCAAUGUGAACAACUUAGAGCUGUAUGCCUCAAAUUUAUUGCAGUGCCCGAAAAUUUAAGAGCUGUGAUUGAAACUGAAGGAUUUAACUACUUGAGGGAAAGCUGCCCUUCAGUCAUCACCGAGCUACUGCGUUACGUUGCAAGUAGUGGUGAUCAUUCUUUUGUUACUUCUGGGUACGGGAAGGGGAACUUAUUAGACGGCACUGAUGGGAAUGGAAGGCGAGUUAAGGCAAGGUUGUAUUGAUUUGGAAAAUAAGCAAUUAGAAGAAUAAAAUAAAAACAAGAGCUUUCUACGAUGCAUAUUUUGUACUGCACUGGCUAAUUCUUCGAAAAGAAGGAUUAGUGGUUAGUUGGUUUUUUGUUUGUUUGUAAUAUCUCGUGUUGUCGAGGAUCUGUUGGUGAUGUAGUUUGUAAACCUCGGAUGAUGGCUCUGGCUGUAGUAUGUGUGCAUUUUUUCUUGGUCCAGAUUGGAGUUGUCGUUUUUAUAGAUGAUGAAAAAUGGCAGCAUCUUUACUAUUA
Molecule: messenger RNA, 1804 nt
Organism: Pyrus x bretschneideri (Chinese white pear)
Lineage: Eukaryota; Viridiplantae; Streptophyta; Magnoliopsida; Rosales; Rosaceae
Product: BTB/POZ and MATH domain-containing protein 2
Exons: 4
Coding region: 297-1529 (410 amino acids)
Biological process (GO): protein ubiquitination
Molecular function (GO): protein binding
Source: RefSeq, a predicted model, not a curated record